UGCCUCCGCAGCGCCUUAUCCGGGGAGCUGCUCCGCCCCGGGGCUGUCCGGCCAAAGGAGGAGGGCGCCGGACCCGGAGGCGGUAGUGGGUCUGUGCCAAGUUCUCCCCAACUAUCGAAGGCGUGAAGAUCUCGGGAUGUCAAAGCGAAGUUGGAGCCAGGCGGAAGAGGAGCGAAUUAACCAACUUUCAAUUUCAGAGUGCCUUGAGUGGGUCUGAGAAAGGUCGCAAUGGAGGCUGACGAAGCUGUCAACGAAAACCUAAAAAUGCAGUUUAAGGCUCUCCAGGAGCAGCAGCAGAAAAGGAUGAAAAAUCUGUUGGAGAAGAAAAAGGAAACUCAACAGAGCCUAAAACUGGACAACAAAGAGAAUCAAGACAAAGCCUUCGGAAUCCCAGACACUCUCAGUUUAUCGCUCUUGGCACCCGAGACGUCCGAUUCAGACAUUGGGACGAAAUUGCUGGAAACUGAAAAUGAGCAGCUGCAGAACCAACUCCGGGAGCUGGUGGAUGAGAACGGUCGGCUGUACAAACUCUUGAAGGAAAGAGAUUUAGAAAUAAAGCAACUUCACAAGAAGAUUGAGGAGGAACGGAUGGCUCUACUGGGGACUGCUGGUUUACCAGGGGAUGUCGCAGCUUCUAAAAUUGUGGAACUGGCCAAGCAGAACCGGCACGUGACAGCUGAGAUGGAAAGGGAGAAAACCAGAACAAAGCAGCUGAACAACCGGAUCAAACUACUGGAAAAAGAUCUGCAAAUGUCAACUUGCAAGUUGCAAUCACACGGUGACAGCCCAGCUUCCCGCAAAAAGUCAGACAGCACUAUGAGUCCAGAAAUGAAAGCGCUGCACGAAAAAUUGUCUGCUGUGAAUCUCAAAGCAUCUGAAUAUCGCAACCAACUACAGUCCACAAAGCAGGAACUUAAGAUGACGCAAAAGCUUCUCACCCACGAAGUGGGCGAAGACGUCAAUAUACAAAACCUUUUGUCCAAUCCUGGCAGCUGGCGAGGACGGGCUCAGCAAAUCCUUGUCCUGCAAGGCAGAGUGCGGGACUUAGAAACCCAACUGAAUUGUCACAAAAGAAAAUUAUCCGAGAAUGAUACCAGCGAAGACCUGCUGAGCUUCACCGACCCCAGGAAGUCCUCAGCCCAAGUCAAGAACCAGCUGCGGAUUCGAACUUUGGAAAGGGAGAAGAAAGAAGCAUUGGAAAAGCUCAUGAGCCAGUACCAAGUCCUUCAGAAGGAUCACGAGGACGUGAAGAAGAAGCUGGAGGGGUCCAAAGCCAGGAACAAGGUCUUGUCCAACGAGGUGAAGACCCUGAAGGACCAAAUUUCCACCCUGAUGGAGAAGGGGAAGCACGACAACGAACUCGUGGAUGCUCUCGUGAGCCAGCAGAAAGAAAUGCAAGGCAUCUUAAAAAAUCUGAGCCAGCAAGAAGAAAGGAACGUGGAAGGCGAGAAGGCCCUGGGGAAGAAGCUGAACGUCGAGAUCCAGAAGCAAAGCUGCCUCAUCGAGCAGCUCAGGCAGAUGGUGGCCGACCGAGAAGCUCAGGUGAAGGAGCUGGAAGAAGUGGUCAGGCAGCUGAGGUUGCAGCAGCGAAACCUACCCCUUCAAGAGGAAAGUGGAUUAGAUUCGGGUUCCACGCUGUCUACAGAGUCUUUAGAAGAGGAAAAUCAGAAUUUAGCAUCCCAGAAGGAAGACUCUAGCAGAAAUGACAGCUCCACACGGACAAUGUCGAAGAUGGGACACACCCUUGUGGACUCCGCAGCGACGUUAUUCCCAGCAACUCCUGACAGGGCGCCAGAGCAGAAAGAGGUCGGUUUCAGGACCCUGCAAGCUCAGAUCACUGAAUACAAGACUCUGUGUCAAGCAGCAGAAGUGGAACGCGACCGUUUGAUAGAGCUGGUCAGCAUCCUACAGAAAAGGGUGGACGAGAGCAUCACGAAAGUUUGGGAAGCGGAGAAGAAAUUUCAGGAACAGCAACACAAGUACGUCACUCUUGAGCAGCAGUUUGCCAAGCUGAAGAUGGAAUCCGGAAAGACAGUCGUGGCCCCCAAGGCCCAGCCCAAAACCAAAGCAGCUCAGCCACUCAGCAGCGGCAAAAUGAAUUGGAACGCCGGGGAUAAAAAAGAUCUGCCCUCCGUCCAAUUUUCCGAAGUGCCUCUGGAGUCUCAGUUAGAGGAACUCUCCACACAGCUGGCGAUCCAGAUGGACGAGAUCGAAGGCCUGAAGAGCGCUUUGCAAGAAUCUAUCCGGACCAAAGAGGAAGACUUCCAGGUGUACCAGGACACCGUGGGACAGGAGGGCGCAGAAGAUACAGCAGAUGCUGGUCCUGUAGAAGAUGCGGGUGAUCCCCAGCUAGAGGGACCCAGGGGCCAGCUCCUCUCGUCCAUAAUGAUGUACUCGUAGCCAUAUUCCCUGGAUCGGUAGUCUGGCACUCGUUCUGAACGAGUCUAGAAUCCGUAAGCGGGAAGGAUUUGCUUGGGUAGAAACCAACUUUGGAUCAACUUUGACAUCCCUUGCCAAACAAAAUCUGUUUUAAAACUUUUGCAGUGUAAAUACAGACCCUGUUGUCACUCGGCAACACCCGGACAAA
Messenger RNA from Pantherophis guttatus, 2587 nucleotides. It is a transcript of the gene CCDC13, whose product is annotated as coiled-coil domain containing 13. The record is from RefSeq and is a predicted model, not a curated record. Gene Ontology annotation, biological process: cytoplasmic microtubule organization; non-motile cilium assembly. Gene Ontology annotation, cellular component: centriolar satellite. NCBI's taxonomy places the organism in Eukaryota, Metazoa, Chordata, Lepidosauria, Squamata, Colubridae.